GUAACGCCUGGCGCCGCUCCGCACCUGCUUGCGGCGGCCAUGGAGGCUCCUAGUUCUGUAGAUGCUCCCCUGGCGGAGCUGGCCUGGCCAGAAGUUGGGCCUGGCACUCUGCAGGGGUCAAGGUGACCCCGGACUCGUUGCUUGUGACUCGUGGGGUGUCUCGUGGGGUCGGCGGAACCCAGAAUGUGACCCUGCCGAAUCCGAAGUUCGGCCCUGUCCUUUUAAAGGUGUCCCAUUGGUGACUCCUGCCGCAGCCUCAUCCCCGCAGGGACUGGAGAGGUGGCAUGACGGCGCUGAGAGAAUCUAUAGGGCCAGGGCCAGGAGAGGCUGUGUGAUCAGAAUUGGGAGACUCCCUCGAAAUCUUUGGGGAUUAAAGCCUGUGGUUUCCACAGAAGCACCGCCUAUCAUAUUUGCCACACCAACUAAACUGACUUCUGAUUAUCCCACAUAUGAUUAUGCUGGGAAAAACAAAGUUCCAGAGCUGCAGAAGUUUUUCCAGAAAUCUGAUGGUGUGCCCAUCCACCUGAAACGAGGCCUGCCUGACCAAAUGCUUUACCGGACCACCAUGGCACUGACGUUGGGAGGGACCAUCUACUGCCUCAUCGCCCUCUACAUGGCUUCACAGCCCAGAAACAAAUGAAUUAGGCUGCAAAAGACUGGUUUGCUUUUUGGCAUAAACCCUUUGAAUUUUUGUUUCUGUAAAAAAAAUUUUUUUUACUUGAAUGGUCUACUUACUAUUUUGCAAGAAAAAAAAUAGAAGAAAAUAAGACAAUAUUUUGGUUUGUUUAUGAAAUGCACAUGGCCUGUCAGAGCUCAUUUGACAGUUACAACUAUUGCUCGAAGAAGUGCUGCUGCUCUGCGAGUUUGAGCUGAUUUCCCUGGAGGUUCUGGGUGGAGGCUGCACACAGACUCAUUAACGGCGGUCUGUGCUCGGGUCCUUGGGGACCCAUGGUGGCCUUUUUGAGCAUGUGGGGCAGAAACCUUUCUGGGUUUGGAUAUGUCUGAGGCAGGAAGACAAAAGCCAAGGCCAGGUGCAUGAAAUGAAGUAUUGUGUCUGUAGUUACCUUGGGGAUUUUCCAUCUUGCAGUAAAAUGUUAAUAGAAAUUAUUUGCAGCACGCCUCUAUUCAUUGGGCAGUUUGUUUCAAAGGGUUAUUUGCCUCAUCCCAGAUCUUUAGUGAAAUUUUAUGUGUAAUUAUUAUGUAUUUAUUCCACUAUGGGAAUAGAACACCUGUUUAGUGUUGCAUUUUAGACCGAUGUCUGUUUUAUUAAUGAAACUGUGACACAAAGACUCCUUUACCUUUUAAAAACAUUAUGAUUUUUAAGUUAUGAUUUAUUUUGAUUGUGGAAUAAAUACAUGAAUGAAAAA
Molecule: messenger RNA, 1367 nt
Organism: Myotis daubentonii (Daubenton's bat)
Lineage: Eukaryota; Metazoa; Chordata; Mammalia; Chiroptera; Vespertilionidae
Gene: COX7A2L
Product: cytochrome c oxidase subunit 7A2 like
Biological process (GO): mitochondrial respirasome assembly; regulation of oxidative phosphorylation; mitochondrial electron transport, cytochrome c to oxygen
Cellular component (GO): respiratory chain complex IV
Source: RefSeq, a predicted model, not a curated record